Ceratitis capitata (Mediterranean fruit fly) is the source of this 1137-nucleotide messenger RNA. RefSeq names its product inhibin beta chain-like. NCBI's taxonomy places the organism in Eukaryota, Metazoa, Arthropoda, Insecta, Diptera, Tephritidae. Gene Ontology annotation, biological process: SMAD protein signal transduction. Gene Ontology annotation, molecular function: cytokine activity; growth factor activity. The transcript is spliced from 5 exons. Gene Ontology annotation, cellular component: extracellular region. The record is from RefSeq and is a predicted model, not a curated record. Bases 1 to 1080 code for a protein of 359 amino acids.
AUGCCGAUUUUUGUUGCCCUUAAUACUAGUGACACAGAAACACUGAGAUAUCCUUUGAUGAGCUAUCAAAUUUCAAAUGCCACCUUUGAAGCGAUUAAAAAACUCAGCCGGGACGAGGUCUGCUGGAUGCUGGAUCCCAGUAUCAAUUUGCGUGAAAAUCUAACCGACUAUUUGAAUUUCAACCGCUCGGGCUACGCUUCUCGUUACUCUGCGGUAUGUGAUGAACCGCUUCAACUUUGCGCUACAUUCAACGUGGACAUAAUUAAUUUAGGCUGGAAAAAGUUUGACAUAACACCCACCGUACAUGACUGGUAUAGCCGAGUGCCAAUAGGAAAAUUACGCCUUCUUAUUGAUUGUACUGGUUGUGGUCGUCAUUAUGUUUUACAUUUAUUUAAUAAGCCGUUACAUACAAAGGUUAAACGACAAAUAUAUGCUGAACGAUAUCUUUCAGUGAAUGGCAAUGAUCUCAUAUUUCAAUGGACACAGCAACGUAGUGACCUUAAUAAUGUGGUGCUACAAAAAGCACAUGAUCAUCAUCCUUUAGUACAAAAUUCAAAACCGGAUUUGACCACAAAAAGCCAUAAUAUGCCAUAUUUGCAACGACAAGACAAUGUGACAUUAAAAAGGGAAAACUCAUCACAGCCAAGCUUGAAUCGACCUUUCUUGGUUUUGUACACAGAAACAAAGCGUCUGAGGCGUGUGCGACGGCAUUCUAUUGACUGCGUUGGGGCAUUGCAUGGUCAAUGUUGCAAGGAAUCAUUUUACGUGUCCUUCAAAGCCUUAGGCUGGGAUGAUUGGAUCAUUGCACCGCGUGGCUAUUUCGCUAAUUAUUGUCGCGGGGACUGCGCCGGCCCUUAUCGAACACCUGAUACAUUUAUAAGAGCAAUAACCUUCUUUGCAUUUCAAACAUUUCACGCUCAUUUUAUAGAAGAAUACCGUAAGAUGGGUCUCUUGAAUGGCAUGCAACCAUGUUGUGCACCAGUUAAAUUUUCCAGCAUGUCUUUGAUAUAUUAUGGAGACGAUGGUAUAAUUAAAAGAGAUUUACCAAAAAUGGUAGUAGAUGAAUGUGGUUGUCCAUGAUGACAUGCAUGUAUCAUGAAUACUUUUGCCUGGAUAUGUCGAAGGUAUUAUUAUUCU